This is a messenger RNA of Guyanagaster necrorhizus, 1297 nucleotides long. RefSeq lists its product as uncharacterized. The record is from RefSeq and is a predicted model, not a curated record. NCBI's taxonomy places the organism in Eukaryota, Fungi, Basidiomycota, Agaricomycetes, Agaricales, Physalacriaceae. The transcript has 15 exons. The coding region runs from base 237 to 1265 and encodes 342 amino acids.
UCUGCAAAACUUUAAAAUGUGAGGCACGCCGUACCUCAAGAUCGAUGAUAAGUCUCGAAACUGAAGUCCGUACCUUCCGGACGAUCGUGCCUGUCCGACCGACUUAGGGGGGGGGCGCUCAGCUCUGCGACAGACCGCGUUCUGUCGGCCUCAAGCCGGAUAUAUAAACAUAUGUGCUCGGACGGAUUAUCUGUGGCGAUAUCGUUUGGUAUCCCGCAGCUUUCCUUACCGCCACCAUGAGUGCUGAAGUUUCCCAUGGUCCUAUGCUCAUUGGACAUUUCUUCAACAUUCUUCUCAUGGGCGUCGUACUGGCUCAGUCGUAUAUAUACUUGGUCACAUACCAGAAACGUGACAAGCUUUGGAUGAAGCUUUUCGUGGUCUUUCUCCUUCUCAUCAACGUCAUAAACACGGCCCUACAAUUCGCCUACAUGUAUACCUCUCUUAUACUACACUUCAGCGACGUGGAUUAUCUCCUCAAUAUAACUAUACUCUUCGCUGUGUCCGCUGCAUUGACGGGCAUCGUGUCUGGCUCUGUACAACUAUUUUUCGCAUGGAGAGUAAAGAUUUUAACGUCGAAUAUUUGGUUGGUGGCUUUGGUCGUUGUAACCGCAGUAGCGGGUACCGUGGGAGCCAUAGGUAGUACCGCUGAGGCCAUGAGAGCUGGGACGUUCCUUAAAUUUCAAGAAAUCAAGUCUUGGGUUAUCCUUUGGCUUGUGAGUGCCUGCGUCGCCGACAUGCUCAUUACCGUUAUUCUGGUCUGGCAUCUGAGAAGGCACAAGACGGGAUUCCAAGCGUCUGAUGAAUUGGUCGACAAGAUCAUUCGAUCUACUGUGCAAACCGGUUUGAUAACUUCGGUAUGUGCUAUCGUGGAUUUGAUCACGUAUCUCUUGGUUUCAAAUUCGCUUCACCUGCUGUUCAACUUCCCCCUUUCGAAGCUAUACACGAACACGCUUAUGAGUAGUCUCAAUUCGCGAGGUGGAUGGGCCUACGAUAGCAGUGCCAAUAACCAUUCGCACUCACACACCACGGGCGGUAUUGUGUCUACGUCAGGAGGUACUGCUUCGCGGACAAAGAAAAGCGAUACUGCUGUUCUCCGCUUUGGCGCUAAUACCCGUCCAGAAGUCUUCGUGUCCGUUGAGCAACACGAGAUGGGCGACAUCCAGCGAAUAGAAUCUGAGGAUAUAAAAGUGGCUAACGACAACGUUUCCACGACUAGCAGGGAACCAUGGGAAAGUGAAACGAAAAACGCUGGUAGUAAUGUGUGAUCAAAAUGCAGACGAUGCGCCACGGUAUUAAU